Rhododendron vialii is the source of this 1044-nucleotide messenger RNA. Its product is annotated as expansin-A12. The record is from RefSeq and is a predicted model, not a curated record. Gene Ontology annotation, cellular component: extracellular region. Lineage: Eukaryota; Viridiplantae; Streptophyta; Magnoliopsida; Ericales; Ericaceae. Gene Ontology annotation, biological process: plant-type cell wall organization.
AUGGCGAUUGUUUUGAAUCCUUCAUCUUUGUUUUGUGGCUUGUUGUCUGUGGUUGUUUUUGAGAGAAUCAAUGGCCAAACUUGGCUCAACGGUCAUGCAACUUUCUAUGGAGCCAAUCAAGAUCCCACCACCCUUGGUGGAGCUUGUGGUUAUGACAAUACAUUCCACGCCGGAUUUGGCACAACCACGGCGGCGGUAAGUGGUGCCCUCUUCAGAGGGGGCGAGGCAUGCGGCGCAUGCUAUAGAGUCACAUGCGACCAUAAGCUCAACCCAAAGUGGUGCCUCCAGCGUGGUGUAGUGACCAUAACCGCCACCAACUUGUGCCCUCUGAACAAUAAUGGAGGGUGGUGCAAUCCUCCCCGCCACCACUUUGACAUGUCUAUGCCUGCAUUCUCCCGCAUCGCACGGCAAGGAGACGAAGGCAUUGUCCCUGUCCUCUACACCAGGGUGUCCUGCAGAAGGAAAGGGGGAGUUCGUUUUACCUUGAAGGGGGAAUCCAAUUUCAACAUGGUGAUGAUCUCUAAGGUGGGUGGGAGCGGUGAUGUUAAGGCGGCGUGGAUCAGGGGCUCAAUCAAGAGUACUAGAACGACGACGUGGGCACCCAUGCAAAGGAACUGGGGUGCAAAUUGGCAGAGCGAUGUGGAUCUUCGAAGCCAAACGCUGUCGUUUAAACUCAUGUUGGUUGAUGGGAAAAUGUUGGAGUUCUUCAAUGUAGUCCCUUCGUCGUGGAAAUUCGGCCAGACUUUUGCUGCCAAGAAUCAAUUCACCUAGCUAAUUAGCAGUAUAUAUGAGUAACAUACAUGUCCAAGAACAAGCAAUUUUUUUCAAAUAGUUGUGACACAUCAUAUUAUCAUUGAUUGUUUGUUAUUCAAUUGAGAAUUCACGACUAGUGCUAUUCAUGGGCCGUGACAUGUUGAUAAACUAAAUCAAGUUUAUGUCACCAUUUUCUUUUGUUUGGCUGGCGAAAGUUAAUAUUGUUAGUUAUUACCCAUAAGGUUUGAAUCACAGUCAAAUGCAAUAAAGUACAUAGUACGGUUAGUACCU